This is a messenger RNA of Cyprinus carpio (common carp), 3107 nucleotides long. RefSeq lists its product as uncharacterized. NCBI's taxonomy places the organism in Eukaryota, Metazoa, Chordata, Actinopteri, Cypriniformes, Cyprinidae. The record is from RefSeq and is a predicted model, not a curated record.
UGAAAUGUUUGUUAAAGCGGCCAUGUAAAACUCGAGUUAUGGGCGGAGCCAGAGAUAUUAAACGUGUAGGGCUGUUUUGUCAGUAACAGUACGUGCGUGCACGAGCUCUAAUGUCACAAAGAUAAAAAAUGAGUGAGGAUGUAUAUGAGGUCCCUGAGGGGACAGAGUAUCGUUAUCUAGUGCAGGACGAAGAAGAGGAACAGAUACAGUACGUCCGUCGCCACUAUGUCAGUCCAUUCCUGGUGGUGUCGCGCAGGUGCAUGUUCCUCAUCAGCUGCGGCGUGAUCGCUCUCCUCUCUCUUGCGGGAUACCUGGCAUACGUGGCUGUGACUCCGCGUCCAGGAGUGGCAGAGGUGGAGACGGAGUGCGGUUGGCUGCGUGGGAGCUGGAAAGGUGGAGCUUAUUCUUUUAAAGGCAUCCCAUAUGCCAUACCACCUGUGGGUGAACGUCGCUGGCGACCCCCGGCGGACCUGAUGGAGGCGGGACAGUGUUGGCAGGGCAUGUACGAUGCUACUCGAUUCCGUAGCAUCUGUGCGCAGGUGCAGCCCCUCCGAAAAGACGGGCAGGUCAUGGGACAGGAGGACUGUCUGCAUCUCAGCGUGUGGACGCCGAGUCUACAGCCCGCCAAACCACUCCCUGUCAUGGUGUGGAUCCACGGAGGGUAUCUCCACAUGCUGAGUGGCCAGGAGAGAGGAUACUCGCCCACUGAAGAGCUAGCGGCCCGCACGCAGACAGUGUACAUCAGCCUGAAUUACAGACUCAAUGCUUUCGGCUUCAUGGCCCUGGAGGUGCUCAGAGAAGGUUCUCCCACCAACUCCUCAGGGAAUUAUGGCUUCAUGGACCAGAUCCAAGCACUUCAGUGGGUCCAGAGAAAUAUCCAUAACUUCGGUGGUGAUGCUGGAAGGGUCACCAUAUUUGGUCAAAGCUCAGGAGGAACUUCGGUUUGGACCUUGAUGAUGUCUCCACUAGCCAAGGGACUCUUUCAUCGCGCGAUUGACAUGAGCGGCUCGUAUGUGUAUAAUGCUUCUCUGGAGUCAGCAGAAAAAGACAACUUAGAAUUCCUGAGGAGAACUGGCUGCAAGAACGCCAUCUGCCUGAGAGAACUACACAUCGCUCAAGUCCUUCAGGCAAUCCCGUGGCAGCAGUACCCAGCAUGGGCAGCCGAUGAAUUAACCGAUCUUCCAGUCAAAGAUGUUUUUCUUGGCCCGGUUGCAGUAGUUGACAACUAUGUUCUUAAAGCUCCUCCGUUUGAAACCUGGGAGAAGGGUGGAGCCGAAGCCUAUAAUGACGUCCCAUUUGUGGUUGGAACAACUGAACAGGAGACUGAUUUUAGUCCUCCAUAUGAAAACAUCUCAACAUGGACUUGGGGAGACUAUCGGUGGAUUGUGACAAACAAACUGACCCCUUUCGGAGAGGCCCUGACCAAUCAGGCACUGAGGCUGUACAAUAGCGCAGCUCCGUGUCCAACCUCUGACCGAUGUCCAGAGAGACUCUUCACCACCAUGGUCUCUGACAUGAGGGCCACCUGCCCCAGGAACGACCUGGCUAAGAGAGCUGCAGGAGCCUUAAAGAGUCCAGUGUACCGUUAUCUGGUGACUUACACUCCAUCAAAACAGGCAAACGCCUCCAGGUGGCUUCCCUUCCCCAGUCGCUUUGCCUUUCAUCUUCUAGACAGCCUGGCCUUCUUUGGGGGUCUUGAAAUGGUGCUGGGGACCCUGUCACCAGCUGAUAUCAGCUUCCAGGAAAUGAUCACCAAGUAUUUUGUACAUUUUGCCAAAGAGGGUAGGAUGCCAGAGGAGUGGCUGGAGUUCCCCUCACGCGUCGCCCUGCUGGACAAGAACAUUUCUUUCGUAACCAGCUACUCUGGCGAGAGGUGUGACCUGUGGGAGAAGAACGGCUUCUACUCGUACGCCUGGAUCAACUGAGCCACAUCACUGGUUGUAUCAAUCCAUCCACUGCAUUUUCAUCCGACUGCGUGACACCAGCAAAGCUUUACUGCGUGAUUAUACAGCACUGAUAUAUUUUAUAAGACUUUGCAGAGUAUGUAAUGUAUUUUGCACAGUUGUUUGCACCUACAGCAAAAUAAGUCUGUUUCCAUAGGAAAGGAUAUCACAGAGAUAUCUCUUGUGUCUCAAUAGUUUCUCUCAGACAGCAAUGAGAUUAAAUCGAGCUCAAACAGAGACUCAGAUCUUUCUAAUGUCUGUAAAGUCUAUAAAGUUAGAUAUAUAUUUUUUCCAAGACCAAAUUAUCAGAGCUAUUUUAUAGCUUGUUUUUCUUAUUGCAUAUCAAAAUUUAUUCUUUAUUUUGGGACAAACAUCUGAGUCAAACUAAAAGGGGAUAAAGGGAUUGUUCACCAAAAUGCCUGUUUUUUGUCCAUAUAUCUAUUUACCAUUAUUCAGGUUUUUUUCUUGUUUGUUUGUUACACUAAUCGGCUCCAUUCAUAUAAUUACCGAAUAUAGCCAGUCUGCUGUUUCUAAACCUGUUAUUCUUUGAUUGUGUGACUAAGUAAAUCCAAAGCUUUGACAUGGAUGGGAAGCCAGGGCUUACAAAGGGAUAAUGCGGCUCUCUGAUCGCCUUCUUUUAAUUUAACUGCUGUGCAAAUAAGACUGAAGGAGGAUUUAUGCUUACAUUGUUCUUUUGUUUGUAUGUAGAUGCCGUAGAUCCUCACUAUUGAUGCAUUAACAGAAGUUAACAUUUAUGUGUGUUUUUGUACCUGUGAUCAAAGGGUCUUUUAGCACUCCUGAGCAGAUUUUAGAAUCAAGGCCUUCGGAAUCAGGAAAAUCGUAACACCUUGAGCGCUAUCACGUAAAAUCUGAACUAGGAAGAGUUGUGUUUUUAUAACACAGCCCCAUAUCUCUGGCAUGGCUGAAUGAAUGGAGAGGUCAGAGGCCGUUCUGCCCCUGUGCAACAGGAUGAAAGACAUCCGUUGAAUAAGAGCACAUGAAAGCCCUGACCCACUUACAGACUCCUUUUUAACCCUGUAAAGCCUGACAUAUUAAAUAAUAGUGCAAAAAUAUGAAAUUUCAAUUUAAAGUUUGCACCUUUUUAUGAAUAUGUGAUACAUGAAAAUAUUUAGCUCAUACUCGAGAAAGAAACACCUGUUUUAU